Sphaerodactylus townsendi is the source of this 2417-nucleotide messenger RNA. RefSeq names its product centrosomal protein 63 (gene CEP63). The transcript is spliced from 14 exons. Gene Ontology annotation, cellular component: centriole. The record is from RefSeq and is a predicted model, not a curated record. The coding region runs from base 59 to 2134 and encodes 691 amino acids. Lineage: Eukaryota; Metazoa; Chordata; Lepidosauria; Squamata; Sphaerodactylidae. Gene Ontology annotation, biological process: centriole replication; de novo centriole assembly involved in multi-ciliated epithelial cell differentiation.
GCAAGCGCAGGAUGUGACGUCAUAUAGGCGGCUCUUCCAGGGGAUGUGAACCAUAGAGAUGAAGCCAAAAAAGGCGGAUGUUUCAAGUCGUCUGAAAAGCUUGCAAGUUCGGAGAUGUGAACUCACCACUGAGUCCCAGCUACGGAGCUGCCCAAAAGGAUGUGAUGUCAGAAUGGAGGCUUUGCUAGAAAGAAUGCAAAGACAAGGACAAGGCAGUGGUUUCCUGACUUCGUGUGAGGCUGAACUACAAGAGUUGAUGAAGCAAAUAGACGUUAUGGUGGCUCAUAAGAAAACUGAAUGGGAAAGCCAGACGCAGGCACUGGAGUCCUGCUUGGAUCUCCGAGAGCAGGAGCUCUCCUCUCUUCGGAAUGUGUUGGAUGCAAAGCACAAAGAGAUGGAGAGAUUGUGCCUAAAGCUGGAGGAGAUGGAACACAUCAAUCAGACUAUGCGUAUGGAAUAUGAACAACAGUUAAAGAAAGUUCAGGAUGAGCUCCUCAGAUUGAAGAGAAGUUAUGAGAAACUGCAGAAGAAACAGCUGAAAGAAGCUAGACAAACUUCCAGAUGUCUUGGGGAGGACGUUGAGAAGUCUGAAGUAGGCAUCCUGACCAAGAAACUAGAGGAGUUCCGCCAAAAAUCUCUCGAUUGGGAGAAACAGCGUUUGCAUUACCAGCAGCAUGUGGCAUCGCUGGAAACGCAGAGGAAGGCUUUGGCUGAGCAGUCUGAGCACAUUCAGUCUCAGCUCUGCAGUCGAAAACAAAUGUUUGAAUCCGUAGAGCUCUCAAGCCAGUCUGAAAUCCAACAUUUGAUGAGCAAACUGGAAAGAGCCAAUGACACUAUUUGUGCUAAUGAAUUGGAAAUAGAGAGAUUGAGUAUGAGAGUGGAUGAUUUGAAUGACAUCAACCAAAAGAUACUGGAAGAACAACAAAGACUUCAAGAUGAGCUGAGACUUUCCAAGGACUCAUUGGAGGUUUUACAUGAGGAGAAGAUGGAACUCAGGGCCACACUGCUCUCUCAGGAGGACUUUGUCAACAGCUUAAAGGUUCAACAUGUACAGCUACAGCAAGAGGUAUCCAGCCUGACUGAAACCUUGUGCAACAAAGAAGCUGUCAUCAGCCAAGAACCAGCAAGUGCAAAGUGUAUCCAACUGAAUGAAGAGCUGAAUGAGAAGUUCCUUGAGCUGCAGUUGACAGAAAAGCACCUUUCUCAGGCCAAGGCUGAGAUUAAAAGGUUGAAGGAGCAGUUGUCCCGCGUGGAGCAAAGUCACACUGGUGAAUUGGAAGGAAUGAAGCAGGAGGUCUCCCAGCUAACACGGGAGCUACACCACCGCGACAUCGCAAUUGCCUCGGUUAAUGAUUCUUCCUUGAACUUGGAUCAGCAGCUAAGACUGGAGAUUGAUAAAGCAGAGCGAAAGGCAGCGGAACACAUGGCUGUCCUGUCUCAGUUGGAAUCUCUCAGACAAGAAAAUCACCAUCUCUCAGAAACGCUGCAGAAGGUGAAAAGCACAUCUGUGGCAGAACUCCAGGACAGUUAUGCCAAGGCCCUAAAUAAAAUGGAGGCUGAGAACAAGCAGUUGCAGAAACAACUAGCAGAAACUCAAGCCAAACUGGAAGUUUCCUCUCAGGUCUCCCGGGGCAAAUAUGAAAAUAUUUUGCAUCAUUUGCAGCAACAAGUGACUGAGAUCAAGAAUACAGAGGCCAGGAGAGUGGAGGAGCUGCAGUGCAAGCAUGAAGAGGAAAUGAGAGCCCUUCAGGUUAAGUUUGACACAACUGUUCAACUCUAUGAAGAAGAAAUCCAGAAAGCAGAGCGGAAAACCUUCAGAAUGUUACCCCCUCACAUCAGUAGGGAUGCCUCAACUGAAGCCCUGUCUUGUGACCUUCACCUGGGGUCAGAUUCAUUGAAGCUUGGGAACAAGAAACGUGUUGAUGAUGUGCCAGAACAGUGUAACAUGAGUCAUGAAAGGGAAUGUUUGUCUUUGAGCCCCCUACCUACUGCAAACAUUGGUGUGAUCGCUACUAAGUUCCUGGAAGAAGAGGAAAUACGGUCUCAGCAUAUCUUGGAAUGCUUAGAUGUGCAUAUUGAAGAGUUAAAAAGGGAGAGUGAAAAGACAGUGCAACAGUACACACACCAGCAGUGACAUUGCUUCGAGGGGAACAGACUGGUGAGAGCCAGCUUAAUUUGAGACACAUCCAGCAGUGGGUAGAAGUGCCUGUGGUCCAUGCAGCUGUUAUUGGGCUGUUCAGCAGCGGUAAAACCAAGAAAGUGAGUUUUAUCUGAAGCAAUAUAUGGCUUUCCAGGGGAGGAAGUUGCAUAGCAGACUCGAGGGAAAUAAUUUAAAAUAGUUUUAUGUACAUAAGUGAAGAAAUAUUAGUGUAUUUCUCAUUUUACCUUUUUAUAUAAAUAAAGACCAUCACAAUGGC